GGAUGCUCUAUUGUAAUGUAAUUUUGGGCGCAUUAACGCGAGCGAGGGAGAGGCGCCAAUUAGAUCACAGACAAAACCUUUUUGCCGCUUCCAGCGAACACCUUCCCAUUCCCUUCCCCCCCUCCUCAAUUCCCCCACCCGUUUCCCUUGUAACGAUUCCUCCGCCGCUCAACGGCGCUAACCGGCAUAUGUAUAUUGGAAACAGACAGCAGCAAUAGCCAAUCAAGGUAGAGUGGCCGAGUGAAAUGGGGCAGCCACCAGUUUCACCUUCUCUCCCGCUCGUCCCACCACCACCACGACCAGGACCACCGGCCUUUCUUAGUUCCGCUGUUACUGGCGGUUGCCAAGUUCGGUGCGCCGGUUGCCGAAUGAUAUUGACGGUUGGCCCGGGGCUGACCGAGUUUGUAUGUCCUACAUGCCAGUUGCCCCAGAUGUUGCCGCCGGAGCUGAUGCGGCCCCCCUCUCAGGUGCCGGCCCAUGGCAUCGAUCCUAGUAAGAUCCAGCUUCCAUGCGCCAACUGCAAGGCCAUCCUUAACGUCCCUCAUGGUCUAUCCCGAUUCUCCUGCCCCCAGUGCAAAAUGGAACUUGCCGUUGAUCUCUCUCGGAUUAAGCAGUUCUAUCCCCCACCUCCUGAGGAAGUCAACGAGGUAGCAAUUGAAGUGGAACGAGAGGAAGAUGGUGGAGGCAUUGUGGGAGAAACAUUUACGGACUAUCGGCCACCAAAGCUGUCUAUUGGUCCUCCACAUCCAGAUCCCAUUGUGGAAACCUCUUCCUUAUCUGCAGUGCAGCCACCUGAACCCACAUAUGAUCUUCAAACGAAGGGUCACUUGGAAACUUCAAAAGCAUUAUCAUGCUUGCAGAUCGAAACACUAGUUUAUGCUUGUCAGAGACACCUGCAACAUCUUGAAAACGGCUCCAGGGCAGGGUUUUUCCUUGGAGACGGAGCUGGUGUUGGCAAAGGACGCACAAUUGCAGGACUAAUUUGGGAGAAUUGGCACCUUGGGAGGAGAAAAGCAUUGUGGAUUUCUGUUGGUUCAGACUUGAAGUUUGAUGCAAGAAGAGAUUUGGAUGAUGUGGGAGCAACGUGUGUUGAAGUGCAUGCGCUGAACAAACUCCCUUAUUCCAAGCUUGAUUCCAAGACUGUUGGAAUUAAAGAGGGUGUUGUUUUCUUGACAUAUAGCAGCCUUAUAGCUUCUUCUGAGAGGGGACGCUCUCGAUUGCAACAGCUUGUGCAGUGGUAUGGAUCAGAAUAUGAUGGGCUUAUCGUGUUUGAUGAGUGCCACAAGGCCAAAAAUUUGGUACCCGAAGCCGGAGGACAAGCAACACGAACGGGUGAAGCAGUUCUUGAAAUUCAGGCACGACUUCCUGAAGCGCGCGUUGUUUAUUGUUCAGCCACUGGUGCAUCAGAACCUCGAAAUCUGGGUUAUAUGGUACGCCUUGGUCUUUGGGGAGCUGGAACUUCCUUUGAGGAUUUCCGUGAAUUUUUAGUUGCUCUGGAUUCAGGAGGAGUAGGAGCACUGGAGCUUGUUGCCAUGGACAUGAAAGCACGAGGGAUGUAUGUAUGUCGGACACUGAGUUAUAAAGGCGCAGAGUUUGAAGUUGUUGAGGUUCCGCUGGAGGCCAAAAUGACGGAGGUAUACAAAAAAGCAGCUGAAUUUUGGGCCGAAUUGAGGGUGGAAUUGCUAUCUGCAAGUGCAUUCCUUGGAGAUGAGAAGCCUAGUUCCAGUCAGUUGUGGAGAUUAUAUUGGGCCAACCAUCAGCGUUUCUUUAGGUAUGUCUGCAUGUCAGCCAAGGUACCUGCUGUUGUAAAGCUUGCGAAGCAGGCAUUGAUGGACAAAAAGUGUGUAGUGAUUGGUCUUCAAAGUACCGGGGAGGCAAGAACAGAAGACGCAGUCACAAGAUAUGGCAAUGAACUUGAUGAUUUUAUUUCUGGACCUCGUGAGCUGUUGCUUAAGUUUGUUGAAGAAAACUAUCCUCUGCCUGAAGAGCCUGAAUCUCUCCCAGGAGGAGAGGAUAGUGUGAAGGAACUUCAGCGCAAGAGGCACUCAGCAACACCUGAUGUUUCAUUUAAAGGGAGGGUCAGGAAAGCUGCAAAAUGGAAACCCGCAAGUGAUGAUGAGACUGAUGAAGAUUCCGAAUCUGAUUCUGGGCAUGAAUCUAUGGAAUCAGAUGAUGAGUUUCAGAUAUGUAACAUAUGCAAUUCAGAAGCGGAAAGAAAAAAAUUGCUCCAGUGCUCAUGUUGUGGUCAACUCGUACAUCCAGCAUGUGUUAUCCCACCCGAACCAGAGACGGAUGCAAUAUCUGCCACUUGGUCUUGUCAUUCAUGCAAGGAAAAAACAGAGGAGUAUCUCCAAGCAAGACAUCUAUAUGUAGCUGAACUACUACGGAGAUAUGAAGGAGCCAUAGAGCGCAAGUCAAAGAUUUUGGACAUAAUCCGUACUUUUGAGCUUCCAAACAAUCCAUUGGAUGACAUUAUUGAUCUGCUUGGAGGCCCUGAUAAUGUUGCGGAAAUGACAGGGAGACGAGGUAUGCUUGUAAGGGCCUCUAGUGGAAAGGGAGUGACUUAUCAGGCACGAAACACGAAGGAUGUGAGUAUGGAAAUGGUGAACAUGCAUGAGAAACAACUGUUCAUGGAUGGUAAGAAACUGGUUGCAAUCAUUUCUGAAGCUGGGUCUGCAGGCGUCUCAUUGCAGGCUGAUAGGAGAGCCUUGAACCAGAGAAGAAGGGUCCAUGUAACUUUAGAACUGCCUUGGAGUGCUGAUCGUGCAAUCCAGCAAUUUGGGAGGACUCACCGUUCAAAUCAAGCUUCUGCACCCGAGUACAGGAUACUGUUCACAAAUCUUGGAGGUGAGCGGCGGUUUGCUUCCAUCGUUGCAAAGAGACUGGAGUCGCUGGGAGCCUUAACACAGGGUGAUCGCCGGGCUGGACCAUCUCUUAGCGCCUACAAUUAUGAUAGUUCUUAUGGGAAAAAGGCCUUGCUCAUGAUGUACAGGGGAAUCAUGGACCAGGAUUCUCUUCCGGUUUUACCUCCAAACUGUUUGUCUGAAAAUCCUGCUACAAUCCGGGAGUUUAUUGAAAAGGGCAAAGCUGCUCUUGUUUCUGUUGGCAUAGUUAGGGACACAGUUGUUGGAAAUGGCAAGGAUGCUGGAAAGUUCUCUACUGGCCGCAUAGUUGAUUCAGACAUGCAUGAUGUUGGACGUUUUCUCAAUCGGCUUUUAGGACUGCCACCAGAGAUCCAAAACAGGCUGUUUGAAUUGUUUGUUCGCAUUCUUGAUCAUCUUCUUCAAAAUGCACGCCUUGAAGGCCAUUUAGAUACUGGGAUUGUUGAUAUGAAAGCCAACACAAUUGAGUUACAAGGAUCUCCAAAGACUGUUCAUACAGAUCAUAUGUCUGGAGCAUCCACUGUACUAUUUACAUUUGUUAUGGAUCGUGGCAUUACUUGGGAGGCGGCAUGUGCAUUGCUUAGUGAGAAGCAAAAAGAUGUGUCUGGUUCUUCUUCUAUUGGAUUUUAUGAAUCAAAAAGAGAGUGGCUUGGAAGAAGGCACUACGUUUUGGCAAUCGAAAGCUCUUCUGGAAUGUAUAAGAUUUUCCGCCCUGCUGUUGGGGAGGCCGUCAGGGAAAUGCAUAUAGCUGAGCUGAAAGACAAAUACAGAAAAACAUUGUCAUUAGAAAAGGCACACACUGGAUGGAAGGACGAGUAUGAAGUUUCAUCCAAGCAGUGCAUGCAUGGUCCAAAUUGUAAGCUUGGAAGCUUUUGCACUGUGGGGAAAAGAAUACAGGAAGUGAAUGUACUUGGUGGUCUUAUUCUACCAAUUUGGGGAACAAUUGAGAAGGCCCUAUCCAAACAGGCCCGUCAAAGUCAUAGACGGAUACGUGUUGUGCGCAUCGAGACAACGAAAGAUGCUCAACGGAUUGUUGGACUUCUUGUUCCAAAUGCAGUAGUACCUUCUGUGCUUCAAGAUCUAGCGUGGGUUCAAGAAAUCGAGGACUAAGAUAGUCAGAGAGGGUUUUUUGGUGGUGGAUAAAGAUAAACUUAUUUUAUUUUUGUUCAUCUUUCUAUAAAGAUAUCUGCCUUUGGAACUGAAGUACAUGAUGAUGAUUACAGCACCAACCGAAACUUGCUGCAGCUGAUAAAUAUAAUAUAGAUCUAUAUAUAUGUUUUAUAUUUUGGGCUUCAUUCCUUUCACUCGGGGUUUUUUUUUUCUUUUUUGUAAUUAUUUAAGUGGUAAUUAAUACCUUCCUACCUAUCUACCGAG
This is a messenger RNA of Lactuca virosa, 4256 nucleotides long. The record is from the annotation of a GenBank genome assembly. Lineage: Eukaryota; Viridiplantae; Streptophyta; Magnoliopsida; Asterales; Asteraceae.